Molecule: messenger RNA, 1704 nt
Organism: Pieris macdunnoughi
Lineage: Eukaryota; Metazoa; Arthropoda; Insecta; Lepidoptera; Pieridae
Source: the annotation of a GenBank genome assembly
AUGAAGGCUAGUUAUCGUCCUUCUAUGGCCAUAGAAGUGAAAAGGCCGCCGCAAUAUAAAUAUGAAGUUUUAGACACAUUAAAGCACGAAAAAAAAAUAAGGCGCCCCGUUAAAUUCUUCAUCAGUAAAAAUGCUAGUAAAUUGAAUAUACCAAAAGAAGAAAUAAUGCCCGUGCGUAAAUUAAAACGAACAAAUGUUUUAUUACCAUUUAAAUUAUUUAUGAAAAAGCAAGACAGUAUUCGAUUUAAGAAACGUACUGCGAUCAGUAUAUAUGAUAAACAGAAAAUUUAUAGCAGCCGGCCUUUAGAAAACUUAUCCAAUAUUGAAUCUUUUGUGAAAAUAAACACCAUAACAGACACAGAUACAUAUUUCUACAAAUGUGCAAAUGGUCGUCCCAUAAAUUUUAAAGACCCUGUCUUCAAAUCUCUGAAACUUUUUUAUAAUGAUUAUAUAAGAAGAAAACAUGAGAUUGCAUACAAGAAAGAUUGCGUUUUAAAUAUUAAUAUCAAUAAAAGGAAUGAGGAACAUAUUUACGAUCGGAGUACACGACGAGUUAUAAGCCAGGUGAAUUAUUUUGACACAUAUAUAUCCGAAGAUUAUCGCAAUUCGAUGUCUCUUUUAACAAAAUGGGAACAACUAGAGCAAAAAGUUGACUUAAAAAUAAAUGAACUGUAUCAUUUAGCUAAUGAAAUGUUCAGCAUUAAGUCUCGUAUAAUAAGUUUAGAUUAUCAAUAUAGUCAGCAACAAAAGUAUGGCAGAUUUUUGUACUACUUAUCUCCUCCAACAUGGCGAUUAAAUAAUAGAGAGUUUGCAAGAUCGGUAGAAAUUGAAGCUAAAGGUUUUGACUAUGGUGAGUCCCACGAUGAAGAUACAUUUGCAAUAAUAUUUGACAAAUUACGUAGUAUUUGUUUCGGGCAGCCAAUAAAACCUGUACUGUAUUUCAAUUAUCCUCAAGAUCUUGUAGAAGUUUUCGAUACAAUGGAGUAUCAACAAUUACACUAUUUUACGCAUGUUACGCAUUUAACGCCAUACAUAGAAAAUUUAAAAGACAACCUACAAUGUCUUAGAGAUAUUAUUGAACAAGAUAGUGUGUCUAUCUUAAAUUCGGUGAAGACGUUUGAGACAAAUUUACAGUUUUAUGAAGCAAAGUGUUCACACUUAAAAUCAAAGUUUUUUAGAAUAUUAUUUGGAAUGUUUUACGAUUCAGUUGGUACGUUAGACGUCUUGAAACUAAGGCUACAUUUAGAGUUUUGUUUCGAGAAAGUUCUCUUAGAUAAACCAAUGAACAUGGGUAUAGUUUCGGUGGCUAAACAUCUUGAAAGUUUUUUUGUAGAUUACUCAUAUCGAUUGGAUAAUAUACACAGUGAAACAGUACGUCGAGCGGUGUCAAAAUAUCAACAGAUGGAAAACCAGAAAAUGAUAAAAGCUAAAAAAGCGUCUAAAGAGCUACGACUUUUCAACCGAUUGGAAACACAAUUACUUCGUGCUCAUGGCUUUGGAUGUCCUAAAACUUCAAGUUCUCAAAAAGUAAUUCGAGAGAAAAGAGUUUCUAAUAAUUGUAUACGAAGUAAAAUUAGCCCAAACUUGAGUGAUUUUAAGAAACAUGAGUCCUUGACAGCUGAUGAAAUAGAAUAUUUGGCGCUUUUUACUGACUGGACUGAGAACGAAGAUCCAGCUAAAUAUCUCCAACGCUUAAGUAGAUAA